This is a messenger RNA of Mangifera indica (mango), 1518 nucleotides long. Its product is annotated as putative RING-H2 finger protein ATL21A. Gene Ontology annotation, molecular function: polysaccharide binding. The transcript has 2 exons. The record is from RefSeq and is a predicted model, not a curated record. Bases 242 to 1342 code for a protein of 366 amino acids. Lineage: Eukaryota; Viridiplantae; Streptophyta; Magnoliopsida; Sapindales; Anacardiaceae.
UCUGACUAAUGAAAAAGAAAACACUAUAAAAUUACUUGUGGCGUCAGAAAUGGCAUUCACAGGCGCCCAACCAAUUACUGGACUGAAGUUUUAGCCUGUAGCAAAAUUUACGCGAGAGCAGAUUUAAAUAGCCUUUUGACUUCUAGGUUAUAUAUUUAAUUCAGUAGUGUAAUUAAAAUUAAGUCUUACAAAAAACUCAUCCACAAGGUUUGCCAUUCUUGGAAUCAUUCCCUCCAACAUCAUGUAUACCUUAAUUCUCCUCUUUCUUCUGUUCUUCCCCUCUGUAUAUGCAGAAUAUUGCCAAUCUUCUUUGUGUGGCAUUAACAUCUCAAUUCGGUUUCCCUUUCAACUAGAAGACCAGCAACCAAAACACUGCAGUUAUCCUGGUUUCAACCUCGAUUGCAAUAGUGAGGGCAAAACAAUUCUAAAGCUUCCUUAUUCUGGAGAUUUUUUUGUGCGUGAUAUUGAUUAUUUGGCACAACAGAUAUAUCUCUAUGACCCGGCUAAAUGCCUACCCAGACGGUUCCUAAGCUUUAAUCUCACAAGUUCUCCUUUUGCUGCUACUUAUCGUAAUUACAUCUUCUUAAGCUGCCCAGCUCAGGUCACAAAGUCCCGUGCGGCUGUCAUUGAUUGCCUCAGCAAUUCCACAAACUCUGUUUUAGCUACUUCUUCUAUUAGCCUUGCUAAUUCGAUGAUGGAAUCUUGCCAGAAAAUAAGGACGUUGCAAGUUCCAGUUUCGUGGCCAGUCGAGUUUGACGAAGGGUUUUCAACUGAUCUUAACAAUGAUCUUCAAUUGACAUGGGAUAAACCUGAUUGUGGUGAUUGUGAAGCAGGGGGAGGGAUAUGUGGGUUUGAGAGCAGAAGUAGUCAAGAAAUAUAUUGUUUCAGUGAUACUAAACCAGGGCAAUCAAACAAGGCUUUCCGAGUAUUCAGGAUCAUUUGUCUGUCUACUGCACUACCAGCUGUUUCAUGUGCGACUGGAAUCGCGAUAUAUCUACGCGUCAUGAACUGGAGAGGCCGCCGCCGGGGGCGUAACUCCACCACAGCGACAGUGUCACCACAACCACAAUCCACCAUACUAAUGACGGGCCUUGAUGAGCGUACCAUUGAAUCAUAUGACAAGCUAAUUCUUGGGGAAAGCAAGCGCGUACCGGGGCCUAAUGAUACCCCUUGUCCCAUUUGCUUGUCGGAGUAUCGCUGCAAAGAUGCAAUCAGAUGUAUGCCCCACUGCAAACACUGCUUCCACGCUGAUUGCAUCGAUGAAUGGCUCAGGAUGAAGGGUACGUGUCCAGUUUGCCGAAACUCUCCCUCUCCUUCCCAUGCCACUUCACAAAUUACCUAGUUCUUAAUUUCCCUCAACCUUUCAAUCUAUCAUGUACAAGAUUUGAGGUUGUAACAUGCUUUUCUUUUCAUUAUAACAUAAGUUUUUUAUUUUAUUUAUUACAAGUCAGCUUAUGAUACAAGUUGGCCUCAGUUGUUUACAACCAAUAAUUCAUUGACAACAGUACAAAGUCAUAC